Molecule: messenger RNA, 1448 nt
Organism: Medicago truncatula (barrel medic)
Lineage: Eukaryota; Viridiplantae; Streptophyta; Magnoliopsida; Fabales; Fabaceae
Product: protein RESTRICTED TEV MOVEMENT 2
Exons: 2
Coding region: 94-1314 (406 amino acids)
Source: RefSeq, a predicted model, not a curated record
CCAAAAAUAAAAACAUAUAUUGGAUCAUAUAUCCAACAUUUGUUCAUUGGUGAUCACAAAACUUAUAGAAUAAAUCAAGAAGCAAUAAGGGCUAUGGCUAUGAGAUCAAGAACACCUACCUCUAGAACAAAACCUUCCCCAAAUCCUGUGUAUGAAACUUUCCAACCCAAGUCAGAAUUGAAGGAAAAUGAAGAAGCAUACUUUCUUCACAUUCACCUUCCUGGUUUUAUAAAGGAGAGGAUAAAUAUCAAAUUUGUGGGACUCUCCCGAACACUAAGGAUUACUGGAGAAAGGCAACUACUUGGUAGCAACAAAUGGAGCCUAUUUGACCAAUCAUAUCCUGUUCCAGAAAAUUGUGAGGUGGAAAAACUUCAAGGCAAGUUUGAAAAUGGAACUCUCAUUGUUGCAAUGCCAAAAAAGUACCCAUCACUGAAAUCACAAGUUGAAACAACCAAAGAAAAAAUUGUGCCAAGUCCUAGAACACCUAAGGGAACCAAUAUUCCUUCAAAGCCUCCAACUAGAGUACUAGAAGAACCUAUAGUUAGAGACAAGAAGGUUCCUUCAUCUCCAAGUAAUAUUGUGACAGGGUUAAAUGACUUGAACAAAUUGAAGGAACAAAAAGGUACCCAAGAUACUUUUCCAAGUCAAAGUCCUAAGGGAAAAUUGAAGGCUUUAGAACCCUUUGUAGAAUCUAGACCUCAAAAUGUUUAUGAGGAAAAUAAUGUGCCAAAAGGAAAAUCCCAAGCAAUAGGUGCAAAGGCUCAAAAGAGCCAAGAGGAAAUUGAGCCAAGAUUUGGAUUUAAAAUGGAUCCUAUAAAGCAAAUAGAUGAUGAAAAAAUUCAAGAGGAAAAUAGGAAAAAGUCGAUAUUAGAAACAAUUAGAAAACAAUUGCACGAGGACGAAAAGAAAAGUGUCGCAAAUAAGAAAAUUGAAGAAGAUAAGAAGACUUAUGAGUCAAGCAAGCUUGAUCAGCAAUACAUUGAUCACAAUAUGUUUUUAGAAGGAAAAGAAAUCAAGGCAAGAAAAGAGUCAUCAAAGGGAGAAGAAUAUUUUGCUCCAAAAGAUGCAAAGAAGGAAAAGGAUACUACAAUUGAGAAAACAAAGAGGUAUAAGAAGGAUGAAAAGUAUACAAAAGAGAAGGGAAUCUUCAAAGAAGUGGCAACUUCAGCUUCUCAAGUUGUCAAGAGAAUAGGAGAAGGAAAAUUGAAUGAACAAGAAAAGCCUUUAGUUGCAAAUAUGGGUGCUGCAAUUCUAGUAAUUGUUGCACUUGGAGCUUAUGCAACCUAUAAGUUUACCUCUUCUAGCAAAAACUAAAACUUGUUCUACAAAAAUCAUCAAAUCAAGUCCUUUCUUGAAAUGUAAUUCAAAUCAUGCAUAAUGUAAAUUAAAAGCAUUUGUUAGGCCAUUUAUUUUAUUUAUUAUUCAAUGUGGGAGCUUCAAGAUUAACA